Molecule: messenger RNA, 1865 nt
Organism: Neofelis nebulosa (Clouded leopard)
Lineage: Eukaryota; Metazoa; Chordata; Mammalia; Carnivora; Felidae
Gene: ENKUR
Product: enkurin, TRPC channel interacting protein
Exons: 5
Coding region: 1108-1740 (210 amino acids)
Cellular component (GO): acrosomal vesicle
Molecular function (GO): calmodulin binding
Source: RefSeq, a predicted model, not a curated record
GUGGCUCAGUCGGUUGAGCAUCAGACUUCAGUUGAGGUCAGGAUCUCACAGUUCGUGAGUUCAAUCCCCACAUCAAUCUCACUACUGUCAGCACAGAGCCUUCUUCAGAUCCUCUGUACUCCUCUCUCCGUCCCUCCUCUGCUUGCACUCUCUCUCUCUCUCUCAAAAAUAAAUAGACCUUAAAAAAAGAGAGAGAGAAUACAAGUUGUUAAAAGUGGCAUAGCUAAACUUCUGCUUCCAAUCAAGGAUGAAAUUUAUCGUCUCACCUUAAACAACUAAAACAUCUGAAAACAAAGUGUAAAACAAUAGUUUUUCAUACACUGGCCAAUAGACAGCACAGAGCAGUCACCCCUAAGAAAGGAGAAACAAGCCCUACAAUUGCCCCAACAUUCUCCCUAGAGAGUUUCCAGGCCAAAGCUCAAGUAAGAGGAAUUUAAACAAAACUCAGCAGUUCCCUUCUAGACAUAAAGGAUACCAUGCCUAAAAUGAAAAUAGUCUACUAGGUGGGAUUAACAGUAGCUAAAACACUGAAGAAAAUAUUGUUGACUUUGAAGACACAGUAAUAGAACAAUACAAAAUGAAACAGGAAAAAAAACUGAAAAGGAAAACAGUGAAUCAGUGAAUUGUAGACAACAUCAAGCAGCCUAACAUAAGUAUAAUUAGAAUUACAUAAGAAGAGAAGAGAGAUGGGUAAACAGAAAAAAUAUUUGAGUAAUGUCCAAAAUUUUGACAAAUUUAAUGAAAUUUCUAAAUACCCAAAUCCAAGAACCACAAUGAACACCAAGCAGGAAGAAGAAAAAGAGGGAGAAGGAGGAGAAGACCAUACCAAGGGACAUUACAAUCAAAUUUCUUAAAACCAGUAAUAAAGGGAAAGUCUUAAAAACAGCCAAAGAUAAAAAAAACAUUAAAUACAAAGAAGAUAGCAAAUAUCUCAUCAGAAACAAUGGAAUCCAGAUGUUAAAAAGUCCUUAAUGCACAAGAAAGGAUACAAGUUGGAAAUUUGGAUCUGCAUAAUGAAAUAAAGAACACUGGAAAUGGCAAAUACAUGGGUACGUAUCCAUUUUUAAGGCCUCUAUUAAAGAUAACACGCAAAAAUGUAAAGCUGCAAUGAAGACUAUGGGACCACCGAAAGUUGAACUACCUUCUCCAAAGAAUUUCCUGAAGAAACAUUCAAUGGAAAAAACUCUACCACCCAAAAAAAAAUUUUAUUGGAAUGAGCCCAGAAAGCCUCCUGUGCCACUAAGAACUGAUCAUCCAGUCAUGGGAAUACGAAGCGAAAAAAAUUUUAUAAACACAAAUGCAGCCGAUGUCAUUCUGGGAGUGACUAAGAAGCCUAAACCAAUUUAUGUUGACAAAAGAACUGGAGAUAAGCAUGAUCUUGAAACUUCAGGACUAUUUCCAAAAUACAUCAAUAAAAAGGAUUACGGUGUCACACCUGAGUAUAUAUGUAAGCGAAAUGAGGAAGUAAAGAAAGCCCAAGAAGAAUAUGAUAAAUAUAUCCAGGAAAACCUUAGGAAAGCAGCUAUGAAAAGGCUGUCCGAUGAAGAAAGGGAGGCAGUUCUUCAGGGGCUGAAGAAGAACUGGGAAGAGGUACAUAAGGAGUUCCAGUCCCUCUCUGUGUUCAUCGAUUCCAUACCGAAGAAGAUUCGCAAGCAGAAGCUGGAAGAAAAAAUGAAGCAGCUGGAACAUGACAUCGGUGUCAUUGAAAAGCACAGAAUUAUUUACAUUGCCAAUAAGUAAUAACGGAUUUCUAAAAUAGAGUCAUUUUCACAUAGGAAAAAGCCCGCUGGAAAACAUAAACAUGAAACUUUGCUUUUCAAAGAGGAAAAUACUCUGAAAGAGAAUAAAAAUAGUUUUUACCGAAA